UCUCGUUGUUGACUUGAUCACGUGCCGUUGUGUUUUGCUGAGCAUCGAAAGUUUUAGUGAAAAUUGUGUUGUCGUGUUUCGUGUUCAAUUUCCACACGAUUUCCUGCCUUUUUGGAAUGGAGAAACUUUAUAGGCGAUCGAGAAGGAACAGCUCAUGAUAUGAGGGUAGUUUUGCCGGGAUUUUACGCGUAGUUACCUCGCAAAAACUGCACCUUUGGCGAUGUCUGCCUCACCGGAAAACGAAUCCACAAAAGCAUACCGUCAAAUGCUCCACGAAUAUCGUCGCAAAUUCCCCGAGAUUCCGGAGAAAGAUCUGCUGAAUAUCGUUAAAAAGUAUGCAUCUGAUCCGGAAACUUGUGACCUGAUGCUCCGGCGUGAAAGUGACAAGGGGAUGUACGGAAGUUCGCCGACGGCAGAUCCGGUGCUACCAGCCGAUCCCCUCGGCAAUCUGCGGCUGACCGCAGGAAGGAACAGGGUGGAGAGUACCCCUCCGUUUGACCUUCCUCGUUCUAACUCCACAGGUAGUGCUGGGUCAAGCCAUUCUAGUGGACGUUCGACCCCGGUAAAUCCUAUACCCACACCCUGGAUAGCUCCCCCACGAUAUCCAACCCCCGCCCCAUUGCGGCAGAUUACCCCACCCAUGGCACUCCCACCUGGUACCCUAUUCAUCAAUGGUAACUUCUAUCAACCAUAUCGCCCGAGGCCCGGUCCGCCAGGUCAAGUCUCGCCCAUUGACAAUCAAAUGGGGACCCCUUCGACCCUCCCAAGAGUAACCAAUAGUAGAACUUCUUCCAAUGCCGCGUAUCCGAUCUACAGUACAAAUGGUUAUUUUCAAACAAGUGUUGCUGGUACCCCGGCACAGAAUCAACCAACAACCAUGGUUUCAUCUAAAACUGUUGGACCAGGUGUAUCCAUUCCUACAAGCUUUUUCACCCCCACAAGACAGACACAGGGAUAUCCAACCAUGUCAUAUGCUACAACGCCACCUUACGAUCAAAACUACAUGCAAGGGACAUACCGAAUGGCAACACCAAACCAGCCAAAUGCAGCUGGAUACAGGACAACUGGUUCCUCCAAUCAACCGCAGGACCAUAGAAUGUUACUUACAGAUGAACCGAGGGUAUCAAACGCAGGCAUAACACCAGGUCGGGUUGCUGGAAGCGCUGCCCAAAUGGACACAAGAUUUCAAACAAAGCCUCACCGAAAUUUAAAAAAUCCCCUCCACGUGCAAACAAGCCCCGGCGUUAUCACCCCUGAGAUGUCAAGAAAGUUCAGUGGUCCCAAUGAACACCCAGAUGAUUUGGAGAAGGUGCUAGGUGGUAUGGCAAUUUCGCAUCGACCUCCAGUAGCUAAUGACGAUUACAUAAAAGCCUGUCUGUCUCAGCAGCAGAGAAGAUUUGAUGAUCUUCAAAAGGAAUAUAUACAUCAAAAAGAAAGAUUGGGUAUGGUUAUCAAAGAUAUCACGGAAAAAGAUGGUGAAAUUAUGAUGAAAUUUCUAGUUGCACCUAAUCCCACGGACGGGGAAGUGGCAAAGCUCUCGGAAGAAAAUGAUAUUUUGAAAAAAUAUAUUGCUGAUAUAUCGCAAAAUAUUGACAGGGUAGAUAGUGGUCUAGCUCUUAUACCUCCAUUUGACUCAGAUCUCCACGAUACUCAAAGAAUUGACAGGAAAGAUUUUGACAGGUCACAAAGUGUACCUUGCCUUCAUGUUGACCCAGUUCGACCCAUGCCUCCACUUUCAAGACCCUUGUCCGAACACGAUAUGGUAGGAACUAGACCAUUCUUCAACAACAAUCAAAAGCAUGAAAGACCCAUGAUAGAAGACUGGAACUUUAUCAAUCCAUCUAUAAUUGCAGAUCCAACUCCACCAGAUGAAAAUAAUGGGGAAGAUGAAACCCAAUGGAGUUGCCCAAGGUGUACCUUCCUCAACCACAACAGCUUAACGGUUUGUGAAAUGUGCAGUAGUUCACGUAAUUCUGUUAAUAUGCUGGAAAAUUAUUGAAAACAAAUUUGCGAAAGUGCUAGAGAAUUGUACAUAAAGUUUGAAUAACUUGCUUGCAUUUUGCAAUGCAUGGAUUGCCAUGUAUUUUAAAUAUGGGACUGUAUAUAUUUUUACAUAAAUUAAAAAUUGACAGAAUACAACUACUAAAAAAAUACAUUUGAACUAUUUAACUUACUCAACAAAUUGAGGUACAUAGGAGAUAUUCUGUAUAAAUUGUAACAAAUUACAUUUGAAAAAUGUAUGGUAAAGUGCAGAGUAUGGUAGUUCCCAAACAUAGUGGUCU
Messenger RNA from Dendronephthya gigantea, 2282 nucleotides. RefSeq names its product TGF-beta-activated kinase 1 and MAP3K7-binding protein 3-like. Bases 221 to 1999 code for a protein of 592 amino acids. The transcript has 11 exons. The record is from RefSeq and is a predicted model, not a curated record. NCBI's taxonomy places the organism in Eukaryota, Metazoa, Cnidaria, Anthozoa, Malacalcyonacea, Nephtheidae.